Messenger RNA from Hypanus sabinus (Atlantic stingray), 6557 nucleotides. RefSeq lists its product as uncharacterized. The record is from RefSeq and is a predicted model, not a curated record. The coding region runs from base 310 to 2580 and encodes 756 amino acids. The transcript has 18 exons. Lineage: Eukaryota; Metazoa; Chordata; Chondrichthyes; Myliobatiformes; Dasyatidae.
UGAAGGGUCUCAGCCGGAAAUCUUGCCUUUAUUCUUUUCCAUAGAUGCUGUCUGGCCUGCUGAGUUCCCCCAGCAUUUUGUGUGUUUGGCUCGAACUGCAAAUUUUCUCUUGUUUGAGAGUCCUUUCAUUUUCACAGGUAGCUGAACCACUCCCUGGUUCAAUGUUCAAUGCUCAUGGUUGAUGACUGCUGUUAGUUUUACUCUCCACACAUCCCUCAGUCUCAGUGCUCAGAGUCCAAAGUCAAGGAAUGUGAGACUGGAAACUUUCCAGAAUUGACUGGAAAUUUGGCUCCCGCUCGGUGAUCGGACAUGUUGCUGCUCGCUCUUCUCUUCACUCUGGGAGUGUUUCUCACGAAAGCUGAAAGGGAAAAAGUGGUUGGUGUCCUUGGUUCAUCCGUUUUACUGGAUCCUGAAAUCACCAUUGAUUCCAGCAAGAAUGAACUCCUUUGGACUUUCAAAGCCAGCAACAAAAGCCAUGAUGGUAUUUUGGAUCACAUCCCAGGUGUCGCCACAUCGGAACCAAGUGAACAGUUCAAGGACCGUUUACAAUUCAACGCUUUGACUGGUGCAUUGACGAUAAGCAGAUUAAAUGCUAGUGACCAAGGAGAUUACACCUUCGCUGUUGAUGGGAAAGAGUUGAAAAUAAUAGAAUUGCUUGUUAUUGAUAAAGUGAAAGAAAAGGUUGGUCUCCUUGGCUCAUCAGUUUUACUGGAUCCUGAACUCAAAGUUGAUCCCAGCAAGAGUGAAAUAGUUUGGACCUUCAUCAGCCAGAACAUUUUGCGUCAUGUCCCAGGUCACAGCUUAGUGGAACCGAGUGACCAGUUCAAGUUUCGUCUGCACUUUAAUACUUCUAAUGGUGCUCUGACUGUGAAUGGAGCAGAACGUCUUGACCAAGGAGAUUACACCUUCAUUGUGGAUGGACAAGAACUGCUGAAAAUACAACUGCGCCUCUUUUCUGAGCUCUCAGAAGGUUCCAUAUUUACUAACAGCAAAUCACUGGGAGUCACGGUCGAGCUCACCUGUGAUGUCUUUGGAGAUUCGAAUGUGUAUCACUGGAAAAAGAAUGGAGGGGAAAUCUCCCAGCGUCACCAACUAACAGAUGAAAACAGAAGACUUGUUAUCCCAAGCGCUUCAUUUGAAGACUGUGGAGUGUACACCUGCAUCACAACCAAUCCUGUCAGCUCCAUCCAGACAAACUACACCUUACUGUUGCGAGGAUUUUCCCUCAAGGACGUUGUAAUGCUUGCUGCAUUGACUGCAGGACAGGUGAUUUCAGUACCAGCUCUUCAUUCAGCGAUGUUGCCGGGCCAGUGGGGGUGGAAAACCCUCGGAGGGCAUCUGGGAUACAGAUUUUAUUUUCUAAGCCUGUGGAUCUGUAAUACUUUGUCACUUACCGCCAUAUACAUUGCAUUAAUUUAUUGGAUAGCGGUUGAAGGCCUUUCCCCAAUGGACUUUGUAGUGAUUGGUGUGAUGAUCAUUGGACAGCAGCUUUCUUCACUUUAUAUUAGAGCACUUCUGUAUGUGACUAAGAUAAGGGGAUCACUGACAGUUUCUCACACAUUCAGAAUUUGGUUGAAGUUCAAAGCCAUCUGUGAUAUCGUCCGCUUCAAUUGUUUCAUCAUUGCCUGGAUCAUCAGCACUGCGAUUUUAGUUACAGGCCUUUCCACCACGGGAAUUGUCAGUAUUGUCCUGUUAUUCGUACUGCCAAUUGUGUUCAUUUUACUUCUGAUGUGUCAGUCCAUAAAAAAGGAUUUGGAUAAAGGUUAUUCCAUCAAGUUCACUUUAAUUGAUGCUUUGCAGUUCGUUGGCCUGAUGCUGCCAUUGGUGAAUGUUCUGCUUCUGUUUUACUUGAUCUACAAGAAGAUUUUUGAUAAAGAAUUGAUGCUCUUCCAAAUGGUUAUCUAUAACCUAGUAUUCUUACUUGGCAUGGCUGUCAGCACUUCGACAGAAGGUCUUCACAGCGAGGACACUGUCACAUUUGCCGUGUCAAUCACAACGGUGGUGUUGUUUGCAGUGGCUUUUAUUUCAUUUGUGAUUCUUUGGUGGAAAAUAUUUUGGUACAAAGAUGGUGAUAAAUUGAGAAGAUGGAUAUCUGUCUAUAAUGCUGGUUUUCUCAUUGUCAUCAUCAUUGUUACAAUUUCCUGGAUGGUGUUUAAAGGCCUCAGAAUAGAGGAUGUAGGAGUUGCCAUUACAUCGAUUGUGGGACUGGUGUUUUCUACAGCAUAUGCUAUUAUAUUUAUGUGCUGGUCAAGGAAAGGAUCUCCAGACGACAAGCAGUGGUGGUGGCGCCUGAAUAUUUGUAACAUUGUGGCUCUUGUCUCCAUCCUCAUUGCCCUCAUUUGCAGCAUUGUGUCUAAAGAUCAAAGCUGCACGAUCAAUGUUCCAAUCUGGAUCAUACUGACUCUAUCAGCAGUCACUGUUGUGUUAAUGCUAUCCAGAUCAUUCCCAGUUUGCAGCAGAAACAAAGGAACUAAUGAGAACAGCCAUGCUGAAGUAGAACAGGAUCGUGGAGAAGUUCAGGAAUUACAAACUCUCAGCCCAGGUCAUGAAGCUGAACCUGAAAAUCAUCCGGUCAGUUAGAAGAGGCACGACAGCCUUCAGUUCCAGAGGUUACUGUGAGGGCAGGUUCUGUGUCCCUGCUGUAGACUGGAGCCUGGAAAAUCCUUCCCUCCAACACUGGGGAACAUGGUGCUCUGCAGCUGUAACUUGUCUCACCCUGAGUGAGAACACCACUGCAUUCAUUUCAGCUCUCAGCUUCCGGUGAGAAAUUCAAUCCUUGAUAAUCUGGCAAAAUUGUCAUUGGCACCGGAAUCAUCUAAAGGAACCAUGAAAGAGGAGCCCAGAGGGGCUCAGUCCACAAGACCUUAUGGGUUUGUCACUGAUUUAGAUCUCUGGAAGGUGCAAUAACUACAUAAUAUGUGCUUCAGAAGACAGUCCUGACUGCAAUCUGGGACAUCAAAAUCAGGCUCCCACACACAGUUGAACUGCUUUGCCUGAUGACGACAACCACAAUCAGGUUUAUUGUCACUGUGUUAUGAGAUGAAAUUUGUUGUUUUGUGACAAGAUCACUGCCUUUCAGAUUCCUCGCCUCGGGAUCAUUCAUUGCUGAUCUCUACCACAUCUCACACUUUACUCCUUGAUGCUGCCUGGCUGGAGCCCUGGAGGGUCACCAAGGCCCCUUGUACAACAAGCACCUCUUGUGGUUAAUGUUCCCCACCAGAACGACAAGGUCUCUCUGAGUUCCUCUCGUUUCCCAUCAUUUCCAAUCUGUUUGUGAAGCAGCAGCACUUCCUAUUGCUUGUAUUUGUUUGUGCCAUCGAGGCUGACUUCCCCUGUCGUAGCAGAGAGGUGAAGUGCUGGCAGCUGAGAGAGAUCAAACUGAACAUCCCGAUGUCACCAUUUUCACUCUCGGCCAUGGCAUUGCUCUUCCAUCACGUCGGUGUUACAGGAGUUACCCUUUGUACCCUCGCAGGAGUCAGUUGGAACUGGAGUUCCCCUGUUCACCAGUUUACUGGAAUCUGUGCAAUGAAAUCACCCGGCUACAGUUUCAGGACAAUAAUCCCCAUUCAUUCACGCAUUGUUAACCCUGAGCAUAAUAAUGAGGCCGGCAUCAUCCAACUCGGAGUGAGACAUCAGUGAUGAGCAUUUUCUUCAUCAAUCUACAAAUAUCCAACUAUUACUCCUGGGCCAUCCUGAGAAGGGUCACAGAGUCACACAGCACAGAAACAGGCCCUUUGGCCCACCAAGUCCAUGCUGACCUUGUUACCACUCUCCACUGAUCCCAUUUGCAAUCAUUGUGGGAUCGGCAUCAAAUUUGUCAUUUUCCUGCCCAGAUUGUCUGCUGUUAGUCAUACUGAGGACAGUGUGUAGACUCCACCCCACCUUUGUGUUGUUGUAUCAGACUAAACCAGUGAAUCCAAGCCCAGAAAUCCUUUCCAUUUUGUACAAGUAUUAAAAUUGCUCUGGCUGUUACACUAAUGCUGUCAUCAGAAAUCCCGUAAAGAUUGUGAUUUUCCCCAGUACCAAUACCAGAUACAGCAUUUCCUCACAAAGUCCCUCCCAUUUCUGUACAGUGAGCAGUGAAACUGAAAUAAAACUCUAUGAGUUUGAAUUUUUGUAUUGGAGGGUAAUUUGGGGAAAUUUUAAUCCUAUGUUGUAUGUACAUGUGUAUAUUGGCAUUUUAGACAGGUUACCUGAUGCCUCUUUAUGAUCAUUGCUGAUCCAAUAAAACACUUCUGUUUCACUGUUGGUGAUAAUUCUCUAAUAGGAUCAGUCUAACUAUGGGAUAAUUUACAAUGUUCAAUUAACCUCUCAUCUCUAGACUGUGGGAGAACAGUGGAGCAUCCACGGAAACCCGCAGUCACAGGGAGUGGGUAUGAACUCCGUACACACUGUGGUGGGAAUUGAACCUAGGUCACUGGUACUGCAAAUCAUUGUGCUAACCUCUACACCACCACGCCACCCCUCACACCUCAGUAACCUCCUGACAGAGGCUGCUCUGGCUUCAUCAGCUCCAGACCACAUCACAGACUUGCUCCAAAUUCAGUCCAAAGAGCUGAAUUUGAGACGGGAGACGAGAGUGACGGCCCUUGUUAUCAAAGCAACAUUUCACUGAGUGGAAUUGAAGAGCCAUACAAAACGUAAGUCAGAGGGAUAUAACUACAGAAAAUGCUGGAAACACUCAGCUGUUUAGGCAGCAUCUGUGGAAAGAGAAACAGAAUUAAUGUUUCAGGUUGAGGAUGUCAGAACUGGGAAAGAUUGAAAACAGGUUGGUUUUAAAUUACACGGAGGAUGGAGGGGGUCGGUGAAACAAAGGGUCAGAGUUCUCGUGGGGUACGUUGUAGAUGAGGUCAUCGGGUGUGUAAUGAAUGAAGUUAUUAGGGAGGUGGAACAUGAACAAAGGAACAUAAAACUCUACAGUGAGGGAGAGGAGCACACACAAAGGGAUGUAAAAGUUGUGAAAUGCAGAGCUGUAGGAAAUGCCCAGCAGGCCUGUUAAUGGACAGAGAAGAACUGAGUCAAUGUUACAAGUGGAUGAGCUGCAGCAGAACUGAUGGUUCUGAGAGAAUUAGAGACAACAGGCUGUCUGAUGUUGAAUAUCGAGUCUGAGAGGCUGCAGUGUGGUCAGAGGAAGAUUUUCAUUUACAGUUGAGACAAAGUGAAUUGAACCCACUGGCUGGAACCACUGUUUACAUAAAGGAAGGUGGGUGUGGUUGUUGGAGUUUAAUCAUCCCAGUCCCAGGACGUUGCAACAGGAGUCCCUCAGGGCAGUGUUCUACACCUGGCCAUCUUUAGCUGCUCUGUCAAUGACCUUCACACAGUCAUAAGGUCAGUUCUGUCGGGCAAUGAGACAUUUAUGCCCAUGCAUACAGAAACUUGGACCAUGCUGAGACCAGGGGUGAUAAGUAGCAAGUGCUGUUGGAGGGAGCCAUGAGGGAUUGAUUGGUGGAAUGUCUGUUUGUCAGGAAACCAAUGUGAUGAGAAAAUAAUAGACCUCUGUAAAGUGAAAUGUAGAACACUGAGAACAUUGUGCGCUGGGUCACAAUGUGAGAUAAUUACAGUGAAUGUCAGGUGCUGAAGCUGCAGAGGAUGAAGUGAAUCUGUGACACUUGCUGUGAAGCCUCAUGAGAUUGGAGUGUGAGAGUGUAGCCUCUGGCGAUUUGUUGAACCACUGAAGGGUUAACAAGCUUAUUCAGGGCAAGAGGGAAAAUAAUAGACCUCUGUAAAGUGAAAUGUAGAACACUGAGAACAUUGUGCGCUGGGUCACAAUGUGAGAUAAUUACAGUGAAUGUCAGGUGCUGAAGCUGCAGAGGAUGAAGUGAAUCUGUGACACUUGCUGUGAAGCCUCAUGAGAUUGGAGUGUGAGAGUGUAGCCUCUGGCGAUUUGUUGAACCACUGAAGGGUUAACAAGCUUAUUCAGGGCAAGAGGGAGAAGGCCGGUUGGGAGAAUUCACUGCUAGUGGCAGUUUGAUGGAGCAUUUGUGAUGGGAGGUAAUCUUGAUGAUGUAAAACCACUCUGAUGGUGAGAUAAUGUGUCCCUCAGUGAGAGUGAACCCCCACUGGGAUAAUGUUUUUCGAUGAAUCAAAAAUAGUACUUCUAAUUUUUUCUAAACUUAAACAAGAAAUAGUUUGAGAGAACCACUGAAAUGUGGUAGGAGGAUUUACUUCUUUCCAAUUUUGUAAUAUAGAUCUCCUGGCCAUUAAUGUUACAAAGGCAAUCAUUCGUCUAAUUGAAGGGGAUUAGAAGUACUAGAAAAUUAGAAGUACAAUUUUUGAUUCAUCAAUUAAAUUUGAAGAAACUUGGGGACCGUUCAUUCGACACUUUCAUAUGAAUUAAUUUGUCUUCUUCCAGACCUUUACUCUUUUUAUUCUUGUUCUAGUAUGGAGUUCUGGAGUUUUUGACACUAUCAUAUACAUAUAAACUAUUAUUAUUGUCCAUGUUAGUUUAGGUUUAUUUUUUUAUUUCUUUAAAUAUACAUUUUUUCUUGUAUUUUAUACUUUUUUUUCUUUUGAUGAUUAUUUUUAAUCUUUUUCAUGUAUAAUCAAUAUAGAUUGGA